AUGAACUUAUUUCUAGGAGGCUUUUACGUGCUGGCCGUCAUUUGUGCCUUGCUGUACCUGGCAACGCGAGCUGCAGUGCCAGCAGUCAACGAUGUGGCCUUCAGCAUCUUCCAGCGAACAUAUUUGACUGUCUAUCUAUUAGCCAUGGCGGGAGAUUGGUUGCAAGGGCCACACGUGUACGCCUUGUACGAGAGCUAUGGGAUGACUACAGACCAAAUUGAUAUUCUGUUUGUUGCUGGCUUCGGAUCCAGCAUGUUUGUGGGAACUAUCGUUGGCUCCUUCGCAGAUAAAUAUGGCAGACGCACCAACUGUAUUCUCUACGGAGUGUUGUAUGGGGCUGCCUGCAUAACGAAGGUAAGGUUCUUAUGUAUGUCCUUAUGUUCCUCUACUGUGUAUGUCCUCAUGAUCCUCUACUGUGCAUGUCCUUAUGUUGCUAUGCUGUGCAAGUCCUCAUGUUCCUCUGCUGUGUAUGUCCUUAUGUUCCUCUACUGUGUAUGUCCUCAUCGUGGAUUCGACAGCAACCUGCUGGGCAGCAUCUUCAGCCUUGGGGUCCUUGGCAACUCUGUGGUGGCCAUCCUGGCAGGGCUGGUGGCCCAGAAGUUUGCAGACAUGUUUGGCUACUCACUGUUUGAGGGAGCCAUGUACUGUUUCGUCCUAGAGUGGACUCCAUCUCUUAGCGCUGAGUACAAGCCCAAAGUGGGGGCCCCUGGGCAACUAGAGGAGGUGCAUGCAGACAUCCCACAUGGUCACAUCUUUGCUGCUUUCAUGGUCUCACUGAUGAUUGGCUCGUCAGUGUUCAAACUUCUCUGCAAGUUCACCUCAGUGGAGUCAUUCAUGAGGGGUGUGUUGUUUGUAGCAGCUCUCAGUCUGAUGACACCUAUUAUAUUUAAAGGAGACCAGCUGAUCAUCUUCAUUGGUUUCCUGGUGUUUGAGACCUGCGUGGGCAUCUUUUGGCCAUCCAUGGGCACCAUGAGGGGCAGAUAUGUGGCUGAGGAGACCAGGGCAACCACCAUGAACAUUUUCCGUGUGCCACUGAACUUUAUUGUGGUGAUCAUAUUGUUACAGCACCUCAACCGUGACACCAUCUUCAAGUUCUGUACUUUCUUUCUGCUGGUGGCACUGGCUUGUCAGCAGUGGCUCUACGUACUUUGUGAGAGACUGCCCAAGACCAGCAGUCUCAGCGAGAAGGCAGCAUCUUUACGGACAGACAGUGCGCAGCCGCCGCUACUGCAGCAGCAGCAGGACAAGAAGAUGUUGCUGGAUGAUGAAGAGGAGAUGGUUUAA
Molecule: messenger RNA, 1284 nt
Organism: Candidula unifasciata
Lineage: Eukaryota; Metazoa; Mollusca; Gastropoda; Stylommatophora; Geomitridae
Source: the annotation of a GenBank genome assembly